Messenger RNA from Melospiza georgiana, 2392 nucleotides. RefSeq names its product forkhead box O6 (gene FOXO6). Gene Ontology annotation, cellular component: nucleus. The transcript is spliced from 2 exons. The record is from RefSeq and is a predicted model, not a curated record. Lineage: Eukaryota; Metazoa; Chordata; Aves; Passeriformes; Passerellidae. Gene Ontology annotation, biological process: regulation of transcription by RNA polymerase II. The coding region runs from base 547 to 2388 and encodes 613 amino acids. Gene Ontology annotation, molecular function: DNA-binding transcription factor activity, RNA polymerase II-specific; RNA polymerase II cis-regulatory region sequence-specific DNA binding.
AGCCCGCCGGUCCCCGGCCGAGGAUGCCGCCCGCCGCCGCUCGCUCCAGUUCAUCUGUUGCUGCCUGACCGCGCCGCCAGCCCGAUGGAUGCGGCCGCCCCCGCGCCCUGCCCGCCCGCAGCCGCCCCGCUGGCUACUGAGCCGGGAACCGCUCCGGAGCUCCGCGGCUGCUAAAAACCAAACCAAAACCAAAUCCGAACCAAAAAACACCCCCCAGCUUCGGGCCGGACUGGAGAGGCGGCCGAGGAGCAUGCAGCGUGUCCCCCGGCUCGGCGCUCCCGGCGCGGCGCCGGGCACAGCCGCCUCCUAAAGCCGCCGGAGCCGAGGCUCCCCGGACUCGGGGCUCCCCCCGCCAGGACCCGCGCACCCAGCGCCUCCUCCUUCCCUUCUCCCUCCAGCCGGGCAGGGAGCCCGCCUUCGCACUCGUCUCCCUCUCGAGAUUUUGGGUUUUUUGUUGUGUGUUUGGGUGUUUUUUUUUUUUUUUUUUUGGGUGGAAACCGCCCGUAACUCCGGGGGGAGCUGUGGGGUGGCAGCGGGGAGGCGACCAUGGAAGAAAAGCUCCAGGCGCAUCAGGUGGAGAUCGACCCGGAUUUCGAGCCGCAGAGCCGUCCCCGCUCCUGCACUUGGCCUCUCCCCCACCCCGACUUGGAGGAGGAAGAUGGGGGCGCGGGGGGAACCCCGGCGCUGGCGGCCGGCGGGGACGGAGCGGAGAACGCGGCGGCGCCGGUGGAGCGCAGAGCGGCCGCCGCUCCCCCGCCGCCCCACGGCGCGGAUGUGGGGCAGCUCCGCAAGGCCAAGACCUCCCGGCGCAACGCCUGGGGCAACCUCUCCUACGCCGACCUCAUCACCAAAGCCAUCGAGAGCUCGCCCGAGAAGCGCCUCACCCUCUCGCAGAUCUACGACUGGAUGGUGCGAUACGUCCCCUACUUUAAGGAUAAAGGAGACAGCAACAGCUCGGCCGGCUGGAAGAACUCCAUCCGGCACAACCUGUCCCUGCACACGCGCUUCAUCCGCGUGCAGAACGAGGGCACGGGCAAGAGCUCCUGGUGGAUGCUGAACCCCGAGGGCGGCAAGACGGGCAAGACGCCGCGGCGGCGCGCCGUGUCCAUGGACAACAACAGCAAGUUCCUGCGCAUCAAGGGCAAGGCCAGCAAGAAGAAGCAGCUGCAGGUGACGCAGGAGCGCGGCGAGGACAGCCCGUCCUCCCAGCAGCCCAAGUGGUCGGAGAGCCCCGCGUCCCACGCCAGCGACGAGUACGACGCCUGGGCGGACUUCAGGACGCGGGCCAGCUCCACGGCCAGCACGCUGAGCGGGCGCCUCUCGCCCAUCAUGGCCAACCACGAGCCGGACGAGCUGGAGGAGGACGACGGCACCCCCUCGUCGCCGCUGAUGUACCCCAGCCCUUCCAGCACCAUGUCUCCUUCCCUGAGCGCCCGCUGCUCCGUGGAGCUGCCCCGGCUGACCGACCUGACCGGCACCAUCAGCCUGAACGAGAGCCUGGGGGAGAGCAUGCUGGAGGACCUGCAGGACGGCUACAGCAUGAGCCCCUCGCAGCAGCUCCCCCCGGCCGCCCUGCGGCAGAGGAGCUCCAGCUUCACCUUCAACUCCAAGUGCUCCAGCAUGGGGGCCGCCUCCAACACCUACUGCGGGACCAUCUACAGCCAGCCGGCCAUGGGCCUCAUGCGGCGCCUGCCCAUGCAGACCAUCCAGGAGAACAAGCAGGCCACCUUCUCGCCCGCCGGCUCCUACAGGAACGCCUCGCUGCAGGACCUGCUCUCCUCCAUCUCCUACGCGCACAAGGAGAGCAUGGUCCCGGGGGAGCUGCCCCCGCUGCCGCAGGCCAGCCCCAUGGUGCCGGCCCGUGGCCACAGACACAACCCGCUGCUGUGCGGGGCUGGAGAGCAGGCGCUGUCCUCCUACCCGCCCCACCCGGGCUCUCUGAUGAAGAGCAACGCCCUGUACCACCCGUCACCAGCCGGCCACCACCCUGCGGUCAGCACCAGUGCCUUAGCCAAUCCUGUCAGCCUUAUGAGCCUGCCCAGUGAGUCGUGCAGCAUGACGGCCGUGCCGCACCACCACGGGCACCUGCAUCCCUACGCCAAUAGCCAAGGGGCACACAUGAGCCUGCUGGAUUCGCUGCAGGGCCCCUACCCGGGGGCCGUCCACCCGCCCGUGUUGGGCCAGGACAGGUUCCCAGCAGACCUGGACCUGGACAUGUUCAACGGGAGCCUGGAGUGCGACGUGGAGUCCAUCAUCCUCAAUGACUUUAUGGACAGCGAUGAGAUGGAUUUCAACUUCGACUCGGCGCUCCCGCCGCAGAACGGGCUCAACGUGCCCGCGCUGCCCGGGGGCCCGCAGCCCACGAACCAGAGCUGGGUGCCCGGGUGACCCU